Messenger RNA from Arachis duranensis, 1885 nucleotides. Its product is annotated as phospho-2-dehydro-3-deoxyheptonate aldolase 2, chloroplastic. The transcript is spliced from 5 exons. Bases 62 to 1582 code for a protein of 506 amino acids. The record is from RefSeq and is a predicted model, not a curated record. Gene Ontology annotation, biological process: aromatic amino acid biosynthetic process. Lineage: Eukaryota; Viridiplantae; Streptophyta; Magnoliopsida; Fabales; Fabaceae. Gene Ontology annotation, molecular function: 3-deoxy-7-phosphoheptulonate synthase activity.
CUAGUACUCCAUAAAGUUGUUUAUCGCUGAAUCAGAUAUCGGAGAGUCUCUGCAAAUAGCAAUGGCUCUGGCAUCAUCAUCCCUUAUCAGCUUCAAACCUUGUCUCUCCGCACCUUUCCAGAAACCACGCAGAUCCAUUGUCGUUGCAAACUCCGCAGAGCCCUCAUCAAAAUCAGCGUCACAAUCAACCGCUUCUGCUUCUGCUUCAGCUCCAGCAUCCACGAAAUGGAGCCUCAACAGCUGGAGAACGAAGAAGGCGCUUCAGCUUCCGGAGUAUCCAGAUCAGAGCUCCGUCGAUCAGGUUCUUCACACUCUGGAGACCUUCCCUCCGAUCGUGUUCGCCGGAGAAGCCAGGAGCCUCGAGGAGAAGCUCGCUCAGGCCGCCAUGGGCAACGCCUUCCUCCUUCAGGGUGGUGACUGCGCUGAGAGCUUCAAGGAAUUCAAUGCUAACAAUAUCCGUGACACCUUCCGUGUCAUUCUUCAGAUGGGCGUUGUUCUUAUGUUCGGUGGUCAAAUGCCUGUUAUCAAGGUGGGGAGAAUGGCGGGCCAGUUUGCGAAGCCAAGGUCAGACCCUUUUGAGGAGAAGAACGGAGUGAAGCUGCCUAGUUACAGGGGUGAUAAUGUGAAUGGGGAUGCAUUUGAUGCCGCAUCGAGAAUUCCGGAUCCACAGAGGAUGAUAAGAGCCUACACCCAAUCUGUGGCUACUUUGAACCUGUUGCGUGCAUUUGCCACCGGAGGUUAUGCUGCCAUGCAAAGGGUCAACCAAUGGAAUCUGGAUUUCAUGGAGCGUAGUGAGCAGGGAGACAGGUAUCGUGAAUUGGCUCAUCGAGUCGAUGAGGCUCUUGGCUUCAUGAUUGCUGCCGGGCUAACAUCGGAGCAUCCAAUCAUGACUACAACAGAGUUUUGGACUUCCCAUGAGUGUUUGCUUCUUCCUUAUGAACAAGCACUUACCAGGGAGGACUCUACUACCGGGCUUCAUUAUGAUUGCUCAGCUCACAUGCUCUGGGUUGGGGAACGCACCCGCCAACUGGAUGGUGCUCAUGUUGAAUUCCUGAGAGGAGUUGCAAAUCCACUUGGAAUUAAGGUGAGUGAUAAGAUGGAUCCAAAUGAACUUGUUAAGUUGAUAGAUAUUCUGAACCCCAAAAACAAGCCUGGAAGAAUUACUGUAAUUGUUAGGAUGGGAGCAGAGAAUAUGCGAGUGAAGCUUCCACAUCUAAUCAGAGCAGUGCGCGGAGCAGGUCAAAUUGUCACUUGGGUUAGUGAUCCCAUGCAUGGCAACACCAUCAAAGCUCCAUCUGGACUUAAAACCCGUUCUUUUGAUGCAAUCAGGGCUGAGCUGAGGGCAUUCUUCGAUGUCCAUGACCAAGAAGGAAGCUACCCUGGAGGGGUUCAUUUGGAAAUGACUGGCCAGAACGUGACAGAGUGUGUUGGAGGUUCGAGGACCAUCACUUAUGACGACUUGAGCUCGCGCUACCAUACGCAUUGUGAUCCAAGGCUUAACGCCUCUCAAUCUCUAGAGCUUGCAUUCAACAUUGCUGAGAGGUUGCGCAAGAAAAGAAUGCAGUCUCUAACCUCACUUUAAAUAUUGGAGUAAGAAGUUGUCUUCCUUUGUUCUUGGAUCACAGCAUGGUGUUGUACGAACAUAAAUUAAACUCUCCAAUAUAGAGUGGCCAAAUUCUGUGAGCAAUCCCACCAUGGCCAUAAGAACAUAAAUUAUUAAAUUAUAUACUGUGUAAGUGUUAUAAGACAGUUAAGUCAAAGUAUGGAGAAGGGGGUGCAUCAGGUUAUAGUAGCAAGUUUUGUUCUAGUGUUGUUGGGGACAUUAUGGCGUAUUUAUUUUAGAUUAAGUAAUGAAUGAUGAAUGAAAAUUUAAUGUUUUUAAGUA